Messenger RNA from Salvelinus namaycush (lake trout), 583 nucleotides. Its product is annotated as CD209 antigen-like protein D. The coding region runs from base 52 to 492 and encodes 146 amino acids. The transcript has 4 exons. The record is from RefSeq and is a predicted model, not a curated record. NCBI's taxonomy places the organism in Eukaryota, Metazoa, Chordata, Actinopteri, Salmoniformes, Salmonidae. Gene Ontology annotation, molecular function: signaling receptor activity.
UACAACACCCUGACUAAAGAGAGAGCCAACCUACAGACCAGUUACAACACCAUGACUAAAGAGAGAGACAAGCUAAAGACUGAGAGAGAGUUUCUUAACUGGAGGCUUACCAAUCUCAGCUGGCAGAAGUUUGAAUCCAGUUGGUACUUCCUGUCUACUGAGUCUAAAACCUGGAAGGAGAGCAGACAGGACUGUCUGAAGAGAGGAGCAGACCUGGUGAUCAUAAACAGCAGAGAGGAACAGACAUUUCUCUUCAACCUCAAGAAGAGAGUCUGGAUUGGUCUGACUGACUCUGUUAAGGAGGGGACCUGGAAAUGGGUGGACGGCACCCCACUGACCACAAGGUACUGGAAUGACAAGCAGCCUGAUAGUGAAGAUCCUAGUGGGGAAGAGGACUGUGUUGAGAUACAUAAAGAUUGGACUCCACUUAAGGCAUGGAAUGACAUGUCAUGUGACAGGAAACUCAACUGGAUUUGUGAGAAAGUGUUUUAACAUCACCAUGACAACAUAAUGUAACACAUAUAGCAGUUUAUAUUGUACACAACUUUGUUCUUCAUUCUCUCUCUCUCGCACACGCACACGC